CACGCAGGCGAAAACAGGAACUUCCUAGGUUAAUACCAGUGGUGCCUAUAAUUCAAUAAUCAUGUACUCCCACCUCUCAAACAGGAACUUAACACAUACUAAUCUAACCACUGCAGAUGUUCUUGGCAUGAUCACUGAAGUCUCCGACACACACUCGGUGCAGCUUCCAAAUCAGCCAACGCCCACUUUAAACAGAGACAUUGUCCUUAAAGAUCUUAGCAAUGCUGAAAUUAGAUUGACUCUAUGGGGCCGACGAGCUGCUGAAUUUAGCAUCGACAGCAUUUACAAUGAGGAACAAGCUAAGCCAGUUGUUGUCCUCAUCGUUGGCAGCCUCAUGAAAACCUAUGCAGGUCAAGGAUAUUUGAGCGGGAAUACCGCAUGUCGCUGGUAUUUCAAUCCCACAAUUCUUGAAGCUGAACAAUUUUACACCGCGCUUCACAAUCAGCGCCUACCAAUCAAGCAUAUCACUGCUGCCACACAACAAGCAACUCCGCUGCGAACAUCACUUCACCUCGAAGAUAAAUAUCUCAGCGAUUUACAAGCAAUGGAUCCAUAUGACUUCCCGUUUUACACCUACCUCUAA
Molecule: messenger RNA, 583 nt
Organism: Phragmites australis (common reed)
Lineage: Eukaryota; Viridiplantae; Streptophyta; Magnoliopsida; Poales; Poaceae
Exons: 5
Coding region: 62-583 (173 amino acids)
Biological process (GO): DNA repair; DNA replication; DNA recombination
Cellular component (GO): nucleus
Molecular function (GO): DNA binding
Source: RefSeq, a predicted model, not a curated record